Messenger RNA from Coffea arabica (coffee), 986 nucleotides. Its product is annotated as SEC14 cytosolic factor. The record is from RefSeq and is a predicted model, not a curated record. NCBI's taxonomy places the organism in Eukaryota, Viridiplantae, Streptophyta, Magnoliopsida, Gentianales, Rubiaceae.
ACUCUCCAACGCUUCUUAAAUAUACUAUAUACUAGUAAUAGCUAGGUAGUUGAACCGAUUUGCGGUUUGCAGAGCAGAGCAAAGGCCAGUUUUCAGUUGACUACCAAAAGCCUGAAAAUGGAGAGAAGUCAAGAACUUGCUCUGUCCCAGAUGAGGAAAUCAAUUGAAAAGCUUGGUACUUCCACUGAGAAGUAUGGAGACCCCACAUUGAUGAGGUUCUUGAUUGCAAGAUCAAUGGAUGCAGAUAAAGCUGCAAAGAUGCUUGUGCAGUGGCGGAAAUGGAGGACUACAUUUGUCCCAUUAGGAUUUAUUCCGGAUUCUGAAGUUCAGGAUGAACUUGGAGCUGAGAAGCUGUACUUACAGGGCUUGUCCAGAAAAGGGUUCCCAGUGCUGCUUAUCAAAGUCAACAAGCAUUUUCCAGCCAAGGAUCAGCAUCAAUUCAAGAAAUUUGUGGUUCAUCUACUGGACAAGACCAUUGCAAGUUCCUUCAGAGACAGAGAAAUUGGAAAUGAGAAGUUGGCCGUUGUUCUUGAUCUAAAGGAUAUUUCAUACAAAAACGUAGAUACCCGCGGUCUAAUAACCGGUUUCCAAUUCCUACAGGCUUACUACCCUGAACGCUUAGCCAAGCUUUACAUUUUAAAUAUGCCCCGGUUCUUUGUGAGUGUCUGGAAGAUGGUUUCUUACUUCCUUGAGAAGGCUACUCUUCAAAAGAUAACAAUUGUAACCAAUGAAGAGGAAAGGAGGGAGGUCAUCAGGGACAUCGGGGAAGAAGCCUUGCCAGAAGAGUAUGGUGGACGAGCAAAGCCUGUUCUCAUGCAAGAUGUUGUAUUGACUCCAUUGAACCAUUAGAUAGUCGAGCAUAGUGAAACUGAUUGUGGAAAUGAGGCACAUUAUUGAAAUAUUAACAAACAAAUUAAUUAAUAAUUUCUACCUUAUUUGAAUCUCUUUCUGGACUCAAAAUAACGAGCCCUAUGACUCAAAAGACA